Molecule: messenger RNA, 3231 nt
Organism: Homarus americanus (American lobster)
Lineage: Eukaryota; Metazoa; Arthropoda; Malacostraca; Decapoda; Nephropidae
Product: gastrula zinc finger protein XlCGF57.1-like
Exons: 3
Coding region: 950-2878 (642 amino acids)
Biological process (GO): regulation of transcription by RNA polymerase II
Molecular function (GO): DNA-binding transcription factor activity, RNA polymerase II-specific; RNA polymerase II cis-regulatory region sequence-specific DNA binding
Source: RefSeq, a predicted model, not a curated record
CCAUCUGGCAACACUGCUGGAGCUCUCACUCGGUGCCGUCACAACACUCCCUGGCAGGUUGUCCUAAAGAGUUUAUAAUUCUCAUUCCGAUGGCGUUUGGUGCAGCAACUAGCAGUGCUAACAAACAACAAGUAAUGACUUUACUUAACAUGCUCUUCCUCACUGACUACAUCAGGACUGAGAUUUGCUAUGACAUCACUAGCUUCAAACACCGCUGGGCUGCAAUCGUAGGUAGUAGAAAGGAUGGCCUCUUCAGAUCCCAAAUUCCACAUUCAGACAUAAAGGUGGGAGAGGGUGGAUGUAACAAAGGGACAUCAGAAGGCCGUCCCACACAGACAUCUCUCACCACAAUCUACAAAACAGGAGGCAGAACAGGUCAAGAACAGUCCCUUAAAACUGUACAAUAAGUCAGUGUGAGGAUUAGUGAAUACUGUAUCUUCAGGAGAAGUUUGUAAGCAUGAUUAAUGUUAAUUGUCAACUGUGUAAAUCAUAAGUUACAAAUAUGAAAGUCAAGUUAGUGAUCCUAGGAAACUGAGGAUGAAAAGAAGGUUCACACAAGUGAAUCUUUCUCCUGAAAAUAUUGCACUGUUAAAUGUUGUUUAAAUACAACAUGAUGAUUAUUGUAAUGUUUUACCUUAAACAAGACCUUGUGACUAAUGCUUGUGAUCACUGGUGAGAAAGUUCCAAUACAGUACAGUACAUAAAUGUGGCAAGUGUUUGUCUCCACUGCUUGUGUACUGUUGAGAUAAAGUUAACUUUUGGUUAAGGUUUCCUUGUGCAAGAGUAACCUCCAUAACCACCUACAUGUGGUGACUUAUGAAUAGGAACCAUUUACCUGUGACGACUGGGAUUUAUAUUGUUUCUAUACUUUGAGUAUAAUAUCUCAAUGGUCUGUCCAUUGAUGAAAUAUUAUUUUGUACAAACUUUUGUAAAUUACAGUUUGUAAAAAAUGGCUGAUUUUGUUGGUCAAAUGGCCAGACAUGAUGACGAGGGAAAGUGUGUGUGUGUAUAUUGUGGUAAUGAUGCUUUACAAACGCAUACCUAUAUGACUGAACACGCUGAUGUGAUAGAUAUUAAAUAUGAAGAAGUUGAUGAAAGCUUUGACAGUAACUGUGAAACAACACAACAUGUGGCUCUGCUUGCUGAGAAAGAUAUCAAGUGUGAAGCAUUUGAUGUAAGUUAUAACAGUAACUCUGAUGAGACACAACAUGUGACUGUUGAUGGGAAAGAUAUCAAGUGUGAAGCAUUUGAUGUAAGUUUUAACAGUAACUCUGAUGAGAGACAACAUGUGACUGUUGCUCAGGAAAAUGUUAAAUGCCAAGGAAUUGGUAAAUGUUAUAACAGAGAGAAUCAGCUGAAGGAACAUAUGGUACACAGUGAGAACAAUUUGGAGUGUAGUAAAAGGAUUUAUUCACAGUACAAUCAUGUAAACCAGCAUUUGGAUAUGCUCACUGCAGAGAAAAAAUAUAAAUGUGAAGAGUGUAGGAAAAGUUUUUCCAGAAAUGGCGAUCUGAAGAAACAUUUGCUUAUACACACUGGUGAGAAACCUUUUAAGUGUGAAGAGUGUGGGAAAGGUUUUUCCGGACAGUGUAAGCUGAAGGAACACAUGCUUGUGCACACUGGUGAGAAACCUUUUAAGUGUGAAGAGUGUGGUAAAAAUUUUUCCAGAAAGAGUAAUCUGAAGAAACACAGGGAUAUACACACUAAGAAAACUUUUAAGUGUGAAGAGUGUGGUAAAAGAUUUUCCAGAAAGAGCGAUCUGAGCAAACAUUUGCUUAUACACACUGAUGAGAAACAUUUUAAAUGUGAAGAGUGUGGGAAAAGUUUUUCCCAAAAGCAAACUCUGAAGAAACAUAUGGAUGUACACACUGAGAAAACUUUUAAGUGUGAAGAGUGUGGUAAAAGUUGUUCCAGAAAGGGCGAUCUGAACAAACAUUUGCGUAUGCACACUGGUGAAAAACCUUUUAAGUGUGAAGAGUGUGGGAAAAGUUUUUCCCAAAAGCAAACUCUGAAGAAACAUAUGGAUGUACACACUGAGAAAAUUUUUAAGUGUAAAGAGUGUGGUAAAAGUUUUUCCAAAAAGUGGAAGCUGGAGGAACACAUGGCUGAACACACUGGUGAAAGAACUUUUAAGUGUGAAGAGUGUGAUAAAAGUUAUUACAAAAGGAAUCAUCUUAAGAUCCAUAUGUUAGUGCACACUGUUGAGAACAUUGUGAAGUGUGAAGAGUGUGGUAAAACGUUUUGCAGAAAGAAUCUCCUCAAGAUGCAUAUGUUAGUGCACACUGCUGAGAAAACUUGGGAGUGUGAAGAGUGUGGGAAAAGUUACUACAGAAAGCAUCGACUGGAGGAACACAUGCUUGUACACACUGGUGAGAAAAAUGUUAAGUGUGAAGAGUGUGGGAAAAGUUUCUACACAAAGAACAGUCUGAAGAAGCAUUUGGUUGUACACACUGAUGAGAAACCUUUAAAGUGUGAAGAGUGUGGUAAAAGUUUUUCCAGAAAGGAAGAUCUGAAAAAACAUUUGCUUAGACACACUGGUGAAAAAAAAUUUAAAUGUGAAGAGUGUGGCAAAGGUUAUUAUCUAAAGAAUGGGCUGAAGGUACACAUGCUUGUACACAAAGGUGAGAAACCUUUUAAGUGUGAAGAGUGUGGUAAAGGUUUCUAUACAGAGAACAGUCUGAAGAAGCAUUUGGUUGUACACACUGGUGAGAAACCUUUUAAGUGUGAAGAGUGUGGUAAAGGUUUCUAUGUAGAGAACAGUCUGAAGAAGCAUUUGGUUGUACACACUGGUGAGAAACCCUUUAAGUGUGAAGAGUGUGGGAAAGGUUUCUAUGUAAAGAACAGUCUGAAAAGGCAUUUGGUUAGACACACUGAUUGAGAAACUUUACAAUGAGAAGAGUGGUAAAAAAAUUCCAUAAAGGAUCGUCUCAAGAGACUUAGGUGUGUGCACACUGGUGAAAAAAAAUUUUAAGUGUGAAGUGUGUGAUAAAAAUUUAUUCCAGAAAGAGUGACCUGAAGCAACAUGUGUGUAUGCUGCACACUGGUUAAAAUAUUUAUUGUGAAGAGUGUGGUAAUAGCUUUUCCACAAAGAAAGUGAAGACACACAUUGUACACACUGGUGAGACAAAUUGUACUUGCUUUCUUUUUAUAUUUUACUUUUUUCCUCUUCACUGAUCAGCUCGUUAGCUGCUUGGGCGGUCAGUCACGUCUCUGUUACGCACUAUUGGCAGG